This is a messenger RNA of Effrenium voratum, 1205 nucleotides long. NCBI's taxonomy places the organism in Eukaryota, Dinophyceae, Suessiales, Symbiodiniaceae. The record is from the annotation of a GenBank genome assembly.
CAUCUUGCUUGCUUCGCCGCCUCGAUGACGCACAAAGUUGAUGUGUCUGAUGGAUAUGGUUUAGGUUCACUGAAAGAUGGCAAGCCGCCUGAUGCAACAGACAAUGCAAACUAUUUUUGCGAAUAUGCUUUCCUUUACCACCAAAUGGACAUGUUGGAGGACGCGCACCGCACGGGCGCCUACUUCAACGCUAUCACGUGGAAUCCUGCUAGCUUCAAGGACAAAGUGGUGCUAGACGUCGGCGCAGGAACCUGUAUCUUGUCCAUUUUUGCUGCAAAGGCAGGUGCCAAAGAAGUUUUUGCAGUGGAGGCAACCGACAUGGCGAUUCGUGGGCGGAAGAUUGUUGAAGCUCAAGGAAUGGGCCACAUCAUCAAAGUGCUUCAAGGCACCGUAGAAACAGUAACAUUGCCAAGCAAGGUGGAUGUCAUUAUCAGUGAGUGGAUGGGUUAUUUGCUUUUACGCGAAAGCAUGCUCGAUAGUGUGCUCAUUGCAAGGGACCGCUUCCUCAAGCCAGGAGGCGCUCUGUUCCCUUCACAUGCAACGCUCUAUUUGGCGCCGGUGGGGGCGGCCAAAGCAUGCCGGGAGAAGCAGCAGUCUUUCGAUGGGGAAAGGCAGCACUGGGAAGACUUCAACGGCACGAUGCGGAAAUGGUACGGGACGGACUUUGCUUGCAUGCGCGACGAGUUCCUGGAAGAGCAGCGGAAGUACUACUUGCAGACCGGUAUGUUUGUGAAUCUCUCGCCAAAGCAGCUAGUUGGCGAUGGAAGCCCCUUGCUGCGCCUGGACCUGCUUACCGCCACCCUGGAGGAUCUGAAGGGAGCUGACAAGCCAUGCACUUGCUCGAUGAGGAUAAGCAAAGACACACAGAUUGAAGGCUUCGUGGGGUACUUUGACGUAGACUUCAGCGGCUCAAAGGAAAACCCAGCGAAAGAGGAAGUGCAGCUAACAACGGCCCCAACGACAGAGACUGCCACUCAUUGGGGGCAGCAGCUCUUUGGCUUUUACCCUCCGCUGCAAGCCAGAAGUGGAGACACACUCAAGGGCACGAUUUGGAUCAAGAGGCAAAAGAAGAAUCAUCGGCUGCUCCAUUUGGAGGCGAGCUUCGAGCUGGGUCAAUCAGGUCAAGUCCGGGAUAAGCGGGAGGACUCUUGGUUUGUUGACUAAGUGGGGCUCAAGCACUCCUGGGCGAGGUUUCACUGGCAGAA